CACAUCUGUGCAGAAAAGGCCCCGCGGCCCAGGGGCGCCCGCAGUGUCACUAGGCCGGCUGGGGGCCCUGGGUACGCUGUAGACCGCGACAGGCCAGAACACGGGCGGCGGCUUCGGGCCGGGAGACCCGCGCAGCCCUCGGGGCAUCUCAGUGCCUCACUCCCCACCCCCUCCCCCGGGUCGGGGGAGGCGGCGCGUCCGGCGGAGGGUUGAGGGGAGCGGGGCAGGCCUGGAGCGCCAUGAGCAGCCCGGAUGCGGGAUACGCCAGUGACGACCAGAGCCAGACCCGGAGCGCGCUGCCCGCGGUGAUGGCCGGGCUGGGCCCCUGCCCCUGGGCCGAGUCGCUGAGCCCCAUCGGGGACAUGAAGGUGAAGGGCGAGGCGCCGGCGAGCAGCGGAGCGCCGGCCGGGGCCGCGGGCCGAGCCAAGGGCGAGUCCCGUAUCCGGCGGCCGAUGAACGCUUUCAUGGUGUGGGCUAAGGACGAGCGCAAGCGGCUGGCGCAGCAGAAUCCAGACCUGCACAAUGCUGAGCUGAGCAAGAUGCUGGGCAAGUCGUGGAAGGCGCUGACGCUGGCGGAGAAGCGGCCCUUCGUGGAGGAGGCCGAGCGGCUGCGCGUGCAACACAUGCAGGACCACCCCAACUACAAGUACCGGCCGCGGCGGCGCAAGCAGGUGAAGCGGCUGAAGCGGGUGGAGGGCGGCUUCCUGCACGGCCUGGCUGAGCCGCAGGCGGCCGCGCUGGGCCCCGAAGGCGGCCGCGUGGCCAUAGACGGUCUGGGCCUCCAGUUCCCCGAGCAGGGCUUCCCCGCCGGCCCGCCGCUGCUGCCUCCGCACAUGGGCGGCCACUACCGCGACUGCCAGAGUCUGGGCGCGCCUCCGCUCGACGGCUACCCGUUGCCCACGCCCGACACGUCCCCGCUGGACGGCGUGGACCCCGACCCGGCUUUCUUCGCCGCCCCGAUGCCCGGGGACUGCCCGGCGUCCGGCACCUACAGCUACGCGCAGGUCUCGGACUACGCUGGCCCCCCGGAGCCUCCGGCCGGCCCCAUGCACCCCCGACUCGGCCCAGAGCCCGCGGGUCCCUCGAUUCCGGGCCUCCUGGCGCCACCCAGCGCCCUUCACAUGUACUACGGCGCGAUGGGCUCGCCCGGGGCGGGCGGCGGGCGCGGCUUCCAGAUGCAGCCGCAACACCAGCACCAGCACCACCCCCCGGGCCCCGGACAGCCGUCGCCCCCUCCGGAGGCACUCCCCUGCCGGGACGGCACGGACCCCAAUCCGCCCGCCGAGCUCCUCGGGGAGGUGGACCGCACGGAAUUUGAACAGUAUCUGCACUUCGUGUGCAAGCCUGAGAUGGGCCUCCCCUACCAGGGGCAUGACUCCGGUGUGAAUCUCCCCGACAGCCACGGGGCCAUUUCCUCGGUGGUGUCCGACGCCAGCUCCGCGGUGUAUUACUGCAACUAUCCUGACGUGUGACAGGUCCCCGAUCCGCCCCAGCCUGCAGGCCAGAAGCAGUGUUACACACUUCCUGGAGGAGCUAAGGAAAUCCUCAGACUCCUGGGUUUUUGUUGUUCCUGUUGUUUUUUAAAAGGUGUCUUGGCAUAUAAUUUAUGGUAAUUUAUUUUGUCUGCCACUUGAACAGUUUGGGGGGGGUGAGGUUUCAUUUAAAAUUUGUUCAGAGAUUUGUUUCCCAUAGUUGCAUUGUCAAAACCCUAUUUCCAAGUUCAAGUUAACUAGCUUUGAAUGUGUCCCAAAACAGCUUCCUCCAUUUCCUGAAAGUUUAUUGAUCAAAGAAAUGUUGUCCCGGGUGUGUUUUUUCAAUCUUCUAGAAAAUAAAAUCUGGAAUCCUG
This is a messenger RNA of Nomascus leucogenys (northern white-cheeked gibbon), 1846 nucleotides long. It is a transcript of the gene SOX17, whose product is annotated as SRY-box transcription factor 17. The record is from RefSeq and is a predicted model, not a curated record. Gene Ontology annotation, molecular function: RNA polymerase II cis-regulatory region sequence-specific DNA binding; DNA-binding transcription activator activity, RNA polymerase II-specific. Gene Ontology annotation, biological process: positive regulation of transcription by RNA polymerase II; angiogenesis; vasculogenesis. Lineage: Eukaryota; Metazoa; Chordata; Mammalia; Primates; Hylobatidae.